This is a messenger RNA of Hydatigera taeniaeformis, 3267 nucleotides long. NCBI's taxonomy places the organism in Eukaryota, Metazoa, Platyhelminthes, Cestoda, Cyclophyllidea, Taeniidae. The record is from the annotation of a GenBank genome assembly.
AUGGCUGAUUUACCCCUUUUUGGUCUUGUCAUUGAAUGUUUUUAUUCUCAUUAUUCUUUUGAAAGGGAAGAGUCUAAUCACCAGGCUGUGAUUCAAGAGCGUAUCCAUUAUUAUUUUAACCAACUGACUGUCGGUUGUGGAGAUUCUGCAUGCACAAAUCAGAAUUGUGCUUCCUCCCCCAACUUCGCUCACCGUGGACUUGAUAAUAACCAUGCUGCUGCCUUGGCACUCAGGCUUCUUAGAGAUUCCGAACCCAUGUGUUUUGCUCAUCCUUCGGCUCCAAUGGAUUCUACAGAGCAUCGGAAGGACUCAACUCCAAAAUCUGGAGGCGUUGAUUCCUCCCAUCAUCAACCAGACCAGCGUGAAACUUUGAUGAUAAACUCAGAGAACGCUCAGAUGUCGGAGCAUUUGCCUCCAACAUCUGGUUCUUCCCUCCGCCAGGAUCAGGAAAAAAUGGAAGGUGAGAAUUCCGAAGGAAGGGAAACCGAUGGGGGUAUGCAGGAUGCCUUGGAGGGUUCCACACCCACCUCCUCCAUUAGUGAAAUUUCCCCCAGUCUGAGUCGUUUCCUUCUUCACAUUUCUGGUAGUUCGCCACCUGCUUCCACAGAAGUUCCAUUUCUCGAGAGUGUGACAACUGCGGCAAUGGGAAGUAGUGACAGUGCAGAUUCGUCUCAGCACAGCUACUUCCUCGGAUUGUUGGACAGCAUCAUGAAGAGAUCCAAUCACAAACCUGACGACGGCGAGGAAGACGCUGAUUUACCUUCAGCAACCAGUAUCAUAAAAAAGCGUGUGAAAGGUCUCAGGCUGUCUGAGGUACGGGAAUGUGUGGAGAACUGCGAAUCGGAGGGCAAUUGGACUCCUAUCAGACUGCUGCUUGAGGAGGUUUUUACAUCUCUAACCGCCCUCGCCAAUUCCUUCCCUCGAGAAAGCAAAUCCGCCGAUGUGGAGAUGGUGCCAUUAUCACCAGACAGCUCAUUUUUACCUCAUUACAAAUCAGGUCUUUCAGUCGCAGAAUCAGCUCGUGCUCGUAGGCUCAAGCCUGGGUCGGAUUCGAAUGCCUUUUCACCCUUUCUCAACGGUGAAUCCGAUCCUGCUGUACCAGUAGACAUAGACGAGGCUCGUGAGGCCUACAGGCUCCUUCUUGAUCGACCUCCAAAGACCUUAGGUUUUGACGGCACACUCGCCCACCUCAUUCGAAGGCAAUUGAUUGUUACCUUGCGCAGAAGCUUUCGCAUCUAUCCCUUUCCAUCUUCCGGUGCUAACACGGAUCCCUAUCUCGCUCUGUUAGGAGAGUUGAAUCCCCCUCCUGGUGGGGAGGCGGACAAAUUGCAGCAGCGAAUGGUGAACCUCUUCGCUACCAUUUAUGCCUGCCCACUUGUCACUGACCCUCUCCAUUUUGAGCCAAUUUUGCCUCAUCUCUGUCACCUGACUGUGUCUCUCCCAAUGGUAACACAAGCACGUCUCUGUCGCGCCUGGGCGGAGCAUGCAUUAUCUCAGUGCUCUACAACUAAAACUGAGGCGACAGUGACCUACUGGCUGCUUGAUUUGCAUCGUAUUCUCAUGCAGCAGAUCACUCUACGAUGUCUUGCUCUCGAGCCAUCUCCCACCUUUACUGCCAGCGAUCUUGAGGAUGUACCUUCACCCAACGACGAUCGUGUCAUCUGUGACACUGCUCGCGUCAUUCGCAUCGUCUUCUACGCUUCCCUUUUGGCAGGAGGCUGUGAUUCCCCUGAACAACUCGCCCGGGAGGCUUUGGAUUUGGAGGACAUUCAGGGAGAGGGUUCUGUUUCCCUUCCCUCUUCCUCUUUUCGUACAGAAAGACCGGUUUCACGCAAGGAUCCGUUGGGCGCUAUUUUGGGCAUUUCUCCGAACGACUGUCGUCACCCUCUUAUUCCUCCGAGAGAAUUUAUCAACGAAACCCUCAAUGAAUUCAUUGUGGUGGAGAAGGAUUUCGCUAACUUCCGUUCGCAGAGGUCUGGGUGGCCAGAGAAGCUCUCCUUCAUGGAGUUGCCCUUCAUGCUACAAACAACGACAAAGAGUACCCAACUCUACUACGACAAUCGGCUUAACAUGCUGCAGGAACGCCGCGGUGCCAUUCUUCACGCCCUCUUUGCCACCUCAACCUCCGACGCCGCCCUUGAGAUGCCUUACUUCAAAAUCUGUGUCAAUCGGGAGCGCGUUGUAGAAGAUGCUCUGGUUGCACUGGAGCUGACCCGGAUGGAAGCUGUGGGGGAUUUGAAAAAGCAACUCUUCGUCGAAUUCGAUGGGGAACAGGGAAUUGAUGAAGGUGGUCUCAGUAAGGAGUUUUUCCAACUCAUCGUGGAGCGCAUUUUCAAUCCGGAUUACGGCAUGUUUGUCUACGAGAAUGAGUCACAGUGUUUUUGGUUCAAUCGUAGUCCUCUGGCGGAGGAAUUAGAACGAGAAUACUGCUUGAUUGGAACCAUUUUGGGUCUGGCCAUAUACAACAACAUCAUUCUCGAUGUACACUUUCCUGCAGUGCUCUUUCGCAAGCUCUGCGGAAAGCUUGCUUCUGGGUUGGAGGACCUUGAGGACGGAUGGCCUGCUCUAGCGCACGGUCUCCAGGCACUGUUGGAUUACGAUGGGGACAACUUUGAGGACGAUCACUGCCUCAGCUUUGUGGUCACCUACUCAGACAUGUUUGGUCAGGUGGUGACUCACGAAUUGGUUUCCCAUGGUACAUCCAAACCUGUCACCGUCGACAAUCGCCAAGAAUUCGUUGAUCAAACGGUUGAUUUUCUACUCAAUACCUCUGUAAGGAAACAGUUCACUGCCUUCCGGAGGGGCUUCCUAUCCGUUGUGGGAGAUACACCACUGUUCCAUCUUUUCUCUCCUUUUGAGAUUGAGCUCCUCUUGCUUGGAAGUCAGCACUACGACUUCGGUGAGUUGGAACGCGUGACGGAAUAUGAGGGUGACUACAGCGCAGAGACGAUUGUGGUCCGCCAGUUCUGGUCUGUGGUGCACGCAAUGACUGAAGAGGAGAAGCGCAAGCUUCUUCAGUUCACCACUGGCACCGACCGCAUCCCCGUUGGCGGCAUGUCGCGCAUGAAAUUUGUCAUCGCUAGGCAGGGUCCUGAUUCCGAUAGGCAAAAAAUUCGAGGAUUUGAUUUGCCCAUUUCUGUGCCUAGACUGCCGACUGCCCACACUUGUUUCAACGUUCUUUUGUUGCCGGAGUACUCGAGCAAGGAAAAGCUGGAGCGCUGUUUACGGGUGGCCAUUACCUAUUCAAAGGGCUUCGGCAUGUUUUGA